Molecule: messenger RNA, 1249 nt
Organism: Rosa rugosa (rugosa rose)
Lineage: Eukaryota; Viridiplantae; Streptophyta; Magnoliopsida; Rosales; Rosaceae
Exons: 10
Coding region: 387-1085 (232 amino acids)
Source: RefSeq, a predicted model, not a curated record
UCUCAGAAAACAUAAUGUCUUCUUCUUCUUUCUCUAUCAAUCUUGCUCCCUCCCAUUUCUUGAAGUGGGCCCCGCCGUCAAACCACCACCAUCAUCAUCACCAACAACACCACCACCCGAGCCAACAUGUUUCCUCAGUUGCCAUAGCAGGGUGUUCUUCAUGCUUUUAGCUUCCAAAUGUGUGAUUGCAAAACUUGAGUGGAAACCUUUAUAUUGCUACCUCGUGGACGUUAUGCGGCAGUUUAUAAAUACCGAAAGGCAAGUUCAAAUAUCAAAUGUAGGUUGAUGAGGAUGAGAUUUAUUGGACACAGAAGAGCAAAAGCAGUAAGGAGCUACGUGGUUCAACUCGUGUGAUACCACAGUCAGUUCAAUGUUUUAUUAAUGCUAUGGUUGGACCACGAUCAUGGACAGGACUGUUUAGCCGCUCAAGCAACAAACGUAAUGGGAAGUAUGUUGACUACCCUUUGAGUCCUAUGCAGGAGCAGAGACUUUUGGGGCUUCAAGAACGACUACAAGUACCUUUUGACGAGACUCGCCCUGAUCAUCAAGAAGCCUUGAAAGCACUCUGGUAUGCUGCCUUUCCAGAUGUUGCUAUCAGUGGUUUGAUCUCUGAGCAAUGGAAAGAGAUGGGGUGGCAAGGUCCUAACCCAUCUACUGACUUUAGGAGUUGCGGUGUUAUUGCCCUUGAGAACUUGCUUUUCUUCGCCAGAACUUAUCCUGCAUCUUUCCGGAGAUUAUUGUUCAAGCAAGGUGGGAGACGAGCAACUUGGGAAUACCCAUUUGCUGUUGCUGGCAUAAACAUAUCAUUUAUGUUGAUUCAAUUGCUGGAUCUUUGGUCAGCAAGACCAAGGUGUCUUCCCGGGAUAAAUUUCGUGAAGUUAUUAGGAGAAGAUGAAGCUGCUUUUGAUGUUCUGUUCUGUAUAGCUUUUGAAAUGGUGGAUGCUCAAUGGCUUGCUAUGAAUGCAUCCUACAUGCAGUUUAAUGAUGUUCUGCAAGCAACGCGGACGCAGUUGGAAAGAGAACUAUCUUUAGAAGAUACUCAGAGAAUACAAGAUUUACCAGCUUAUAAUCUGUUGUACCAGUAGCAUUUUGGUAGUACAGAAAAACAUUAGCACGUGCGGUGCUUGGACUCGGAAAAAUUUCAAUGAAUUCAAAGGUCUCUGCAUAAAACAAUGGGAGAUCUUUUUCAUGGCCUCAUCAAAAAUCCAUUAUGACUUUACCCGAGUUGUUCCCAUUGGAUUCUGUUCGA